AUGUUCAUCGGUGCACAUGCUGAUCUAGCAUAUGAUGUUGCUUAUCCUGAACGUUUCCUUUUGAAUGAAGAUCAUAAUGCUGUUGAUAGUAUUCAUUAUAUGGCCAAACGUCGAUUUUUACCUACACGACGAGAAUUACAUCGAUAUAUUAACAAUGAAGACAGUAAUGAAAGCGAUGAUGAAGAAUCACAUUUAAAUAGCAAACGAUAUUUUCUUAAAUCUAAACGUUAUUUUCUCAAUAGCAAAUGA
This is a messenger RNA of Adineta steineri, 249 nucleotides long. The record is from the annotation of a GenBank genome assembly. NCBI's taxonomy places the organism in Eukaryota, Metazoa, Rotifera, Eurotatoria, Adinetida, Adinetidae.